AUGGCGGCCACAAUUCAAGUCAGGAGAAUGAACAAGAUAAGCUUGAAAGUGACAUUGAUAUGCUACAGGCUAGUGAGUGCUGUUAUUGGUCCAAGGUGUCCACUUAAGAUGGAUCCUGAUCUUGACUACGAGGUUGAUAGUGAUGAUGAAUGGGAAGAGGUACUUGCUGAUAUUCUAGCAUCUUUUUUUCUUCUCUUUUGGAGGAUCCUAGUGAGAGUCUUUUCUGACUGUGAGAAGGAUAAUGAUGAAUUUAUGGAAGAUUCCAAAAUUACAGAUGAAGAGGAUGAAGAUAGCUUUGUUGUGCCUGAUGGCUAUCUCUCAGACAAUGAGGAGCUCUAA
This is a messenger RNA of Miscanthus lutarioriparius, 339 nucleotides long. The record is from the annotation of a GenBank genome assembly. NCBI's taxonomy places the organism in Eukaryota, Viridiplantae, Streptophyta, Magnoliopsida, Poales, Poaceae.